AUGGACACUCACUCAUCAACCUCCUCGUCACAAUUACCUCCUUCCAUGGUAUCUGCCAGUAAACCUGAAUCAGAAGAACGAGUGAAAAAGCCCCAGCAACAGCAACAAUACUUCAACGAAGAGACUCGUGCUCGACUUGAACGACUACGCCAGUUCCAAUUCCAUCCUACCAAUAUUCCAGACUCUCCUGACUUUGGCACCAACCAAUACAUCAGCAUCAACGAAGAGUUAAAACAGCAAUUGAAAAGCGUCGUCUCACAGUUCCAUGCACCCAUUCGUUAUGCAUUUGCUUAUGGUAGUGGUGUGUUUCGUCAAAAUGGCUAUGAUACCAAGAAAAAGCCAAUGCUCGAUUUCAUAUUUGGUGUCUCUCAUCCUGGUCAUUGGCAUGCUUUGAAUAUGCAACAAAAUCCACAUCAUUAUUCCAGUGUACGGAUGCUUGGAUCAAGUACGGUUUCCAUGUUACAAGAGAAGAUGGGUGCAGGUGUCUACUUCAAUCCCUAUGUCGAGGUCAAUGGCAUGAUGAUCAAGUAUGGCGUUGUCUCUAUCGAUCGACUUUGCAAGGACUUAAUUGAUUGGGAAACUCUUUAUUUGGCGGGUCGCAUGCAUAAGCCUGUCAAAAUCUUGCGGGAUGAUGCACGAGUGAGACUUGCCAACCAAGUCAAUUUGACUGAAGCUGUACGUGUGGCUCUAUUGACAUUGCCCGAGAACUUUAGUGACGAGGAACUCUUUGAGCGGAUUGCUGGUAUCAGCUACACUGGUGAUUUUCGGAUGAUUGUUGGUGAAAAUCCUAACAAGGUUCGAAACAUUGUCCAUGCUCAAAUGUCCCAUUUCCAUCGUCUCUAUUUUGGUUUGCUUGAUGAUUCUCCCAAUGUAUCAGCACUAAACAAUGGCCGCUAUCAGCAAAAUGUCAAUCCUCGCUUUCGAGAACUCAUGAUCCGAAAACUGCCAAGCACCCUUUACAAGAAACUGGUGGAUGAGCACAAGCUUUGGGCAGUACGAAAUGGUGUCGCUAUCCCCGAAGAUAAGAUCGAAUUGCAUCAACAAAUUGCCAUGUCAUCGGCCUUGAACAAAAACAUGCAGAGUUCUUUGCAACAAAUCAUUGCCGCCCCUGCAUUGACACAAACCAUCAAGGGUGUCUUUACUGCUGGUCCGGUCAAGACGACCCGUUAUGCACUUUCCAAGUUAAUCAAAUGGCAGCAGGCCAAGUAG
Molecule: messenger RNA, 1209 nt
Organism: Lichtheimia ornata
Lineage: Eukaryota; Fungi; Mucoromycota; Mucoromycetes; Mucorales; Lichtheimiaceae
Exons: 6
Coding region: 1-1209 (402 amino acids)
Biological process (GO): CDP-diacylglycerol biosynthetic process; cardiolipin biosynthetic process
Cellular component (GO): mitochondrion
Molecular function (GO): phosphatidate cytidylyltransferase activity
Source: RefSeq, a predicted model, not a curated record